Messenger RNA from Dentiscutata erythropus, 2979 nucleotides. Lineage: Eukaryota; Fungi; Glomeromycota; Glomeromycetes; Diversisporales; Gigasporaceae. The record is from the annotation of a GenBank genome assembly.
AUGUGUGAAUCCGAUUCUUCGAUUAAUGGGUCUUCAGACCUUCAAGAUUUAUUAAUGUGCGAAUCCUCCAUCGAUGAUACUUUGACCAUGAUUAAUAACAAACUUUCUACUGCUCAAUCGUCUGCCGUGAAGUUAUCAAAGUUUGAAGCUCAAAUUCAAGCUAUGUUCAUCAAUAAUAAUGCAAUGAACUCUUCAUCUUCUCAAGCUGGAAAUUUGUCAUUGAAUGAUUUUCAAUAUCCAGUUCCCUCUUCAAACAUUCUUUCUCUGGGUUCUUCAAAGUCUUUUCUAUAUUCAUCAAACUCUAUCUCCCUUGAUAAUAUCCGUCGAAAGUCUUUGCAAGAUUCGCUUACCUCUAGCCAAAACUCUGCAGAAUCUCAAGAAAUAUUUACAUUCUCUCCAAACUCUGCUAACCUUGAUGAUUUCAAUUCUUCGGAAUAUUUAUACCAAUCGCCUAUUUCUAGCGAAAGUUCUAUUGAAGAUAUCAGUUCUCCAGACAUAUUUUCUCAAUUAACUCAUAAUUUCUUUCAAGAUUCAAAUAUCUCUCCAACUAACUCUACAUUGGCCGACUUUAGUAAUCACUCUUCUUCAAUGAAAGAUACACUUGAUACAUAUAAUACCUUAUUUCGUCCAGGGUCAAAUUUUGACCCUCUAGGCAUCCAGUCUGAAAAUGGUAGAAAACGCGCUUCUAUUAAAUGUGUUUCGACUUCUUCCGAUGAAUCUUUAAAAAAGAAACGUAAAGCUGAAAAUGGAACUGUUAAAUCCGGAAAGAAAACAAGUAUUUACCACAAGUCCACAAAAAUGAUUGCUCCUUUUAUCAAAUACGAAGCAGAUUCUGAUAUUAAGGAUGAAAGUUUUUUGACAUCAAACAUGCAUUCAAAAUCUCCUGUGAUUGAUAUGAAUACCAUGAAUCGAACCACCAAACCUUUUGAUACUAAUCUUGUUCAAGACAAGCAUUCUGAUAAAAACGCAUCUUUUGGUACGAAGUUGCCAAUAUCUCGCCUCAAGUAUUUGACCUCAACUUUUCAACCACAACCAAAUUCGAAAACUCUAACAAACAAACAACAGAAAAAAAUUGCUCAUAAUGUGAUUGAGCGCCGUUAUCGAAAUAACAUUAAUGAGCGAAUAAAUGAGUUAAAAAAUGUGGUUCCCGCAUUUUGUCAUUCAACAAGCAAAGAUGAUGACGUAACCGAAGAAGUGGAAAAUGAACUUACUCCGCUAAAUACUCCUCUCUCUGAUAUUGAUCCUUCUCCGACUCCUUCCUCUGGAAAUGUUGCCUCAAGAACAUUGUUGACUUUGUUCAUGUGUAUAGUUUUUUUUACAGAUCCAACGAAACACGUUCCACAUCAUAAUAGUGAUGAAGGACGUGUUAUUGUUAGUAAUAAUUUAAAUAAUACCGAAUCAUCAGUUCCAAAUAAAAUUUAUAAUUCGCAAAGUGACAUAAUAAUCGAUAUUUGGUAUUUGAUCAGGAUCUUUGCAUUCCUUGUGUGUUUUACUUAUUUCGUCUGGCCAUCUUUGUUUUCAAUUAAAGAACAACGAACCCGCAAAUCUGCUAUAAUUUCUUGUUUAACUUCCAAAUAUAAAGAUGUAACAGAGCUUUAUUCGUCUCUUUCGUCCCUUUCGAAUAGUUCGUCAAUGAAUACUUUUGGUUAUGCAACUGGUCUUUUUAUCGAAACUUUAAAACUAUUUUUAAAGUUUUUGGGUUGGGAAAUUUCUUGUACUUAUUUUAAUGUAGAUAUGGAUGAAAGAUUGUUAGAGGUUGAAUUAUGGAACCGACUUGGUGAAGCAGAAUUAUGUGGUGGAAACAAGCGUGCAACUUGCCUUUCAGUCUUAUACACAUGCCUUCGAACAAUUAACCUUUUGGAAAGUCCUUACACUUAUAAUAAGAGUAUGCGCAUCAGUCCUUCUCGUAUAUACGCAAACGCUGCAUUACAAUGUCAUGUUGGUCUUCGGUCAGUUCCCAUUUUAUCCCAUAGAGCUGUAUCUUAUUUCUGGAAAUUAGCUAUUAGAGAAAAGGAUCGUUCCAACUCAGAAGAGAAAUGGAUUGAAAUCGCACUUAUUAACGACCAGAAUAAUAAUAUUUUGGAAAGCGUAGCUAAUAGGAUCAGGGAUCAUGUUUUUCAUUUAUCGGAAAACGAAGAAAUAUUUAAACCCAAGAUCUGCACAACUGUCCCACUUGUUUAUGUUUCCGAAGUUCAAGCUCUCUUCCAUAUCAAGGAAGCCUUUUCCAAUCUUAUUUCUGUACGACAUAACAUCAAUAAAAAGAAAUCCAAGUUUACCUUUUCCGAACUUCUUGGUAUUACCACACCUGCUUCCCUAAUGCAUUGGUAUGCAUUGGUUGGAUGUAUUGUCCAGGCUUUUUAUGAGGGUGAAAAUGAUCUUGGUGCAAAACUAGUAAACAAGUUAAAUGAAGAAUCAAAUGCUAAUGACGGCUUGAGUAAACAAAUUAUUACAAUGAGUUUACUCUCUCGGUAUCUCUUAAUUUGUGAUAAAAUCGAAGCUUCUAUUCAUUAUGCAGAUAAAGUUAUUGAUUAUGUAUCUUUACGAAAAAAUAAGAAAAUAGAAACUACUGAAGUCGACAAAUAUUUGGCGAUUAGAGAAAUUGUCAAAGAUAUUGAUAAUUUGGUAGAAAUUUGUGUUGGGUGGAGUGUUUUAGAAACAAGAAUCAUUAUUCUAGGAAUUGUCGGAAAUUCGCUAUCAAAAAAUAAGGAUAAAGUUUUACCAAAUGUACUUGAUGAGAAUUAUAUAAGAUCUUCCAUUAACGUUUGGGCUCGUUAUCUACGUCGAUUAUCAAAAUUAAAUGUAUUUGAUAACAUUCCAGACUUGCGAGAAAAAUUUAUAAGGCAACUUGAAGCAGUCGGAAGGAUUAUAUCUGGCAUAGAUGAAGAAAUUGACUCUGGGUAUGAUUAUGGUGAUUACGAUAAACAGAACAAUAAUGAAUAUAAAGCCGCAAGAGCUUUGUGUACCUUAAAGGGCAUGUAA